AUGCCGCCCACAACUUCCGCUAAAGAACGAAAGCGUCAGCACCACCUAGAUAGAAAGAUAAUCUGGCAGGGUCCACGCGCAGUCCGAAAUACAAAGCUAUUGUCUACAACGCUCGCUAAGUUGGAUCCUCAUCUCGAAAACGACGAAAUGGAAUACAUCGACCGGUUCCAACGCAAUUUGGAAGCUCUUAUUCGAGAGGCUCGAUCAAUGCGAUACUUUGGCACGACACAACCGUUCAAGACGACAAUCGAUCGAAUGGGAGACUCUCUGGUUGAAUUCCUUCUCUCAAUAAAUACGUAUGGAGGCAUUGAUAGCCACGCCGAAAUUUUCUCAAUGGACAGUCUUGAAGAGAAGGAGUCACUGUCUCUAAAUGUCAGAAAUGAAGGUGAUAACCAGAAGACAGAAUCAGCAAAGCUGAAGGAGGAAGUUGCGUAA
Messenger RNA from Pyrenophora tritici-repentis Pt-1C-BFP, 435 nucleotides. RefSeq lists its product as uncharacterized. NCBI's taxonomy places the organism in Eukaryota, Fungi, Ascomycota, Dothideomycetes, Pleosporales, Pleosporaceae. The record is from RefSeq and is a predicted model, not a curated record.